Messenger RNA from Naegleria gruberi, 1372 nucleotides. RefSeq lists its product as uncharacterized. The coding region runs from base 1 to 1326 and encodes 441 amino acids. The record is from RefSeq and is a predicted model, not a curated record. Lineage: Eukaryota; Heterolobosea; Eutetramitea; Acrasida; Naegleriidae. Gene Ontology annotation, molecular function: ATP binding; RNA helicase activity; RNA binding. The transcript has 2 exons.
AUGUCCACAAAGCAUAAGAAGAACGACGACGACGAAUUAGCUGAUUUUGAUGAAGACUUGCAAACAAAACCAACAACAGCCUCUGCUGGUGAUAAAAAAGCCGCUAAUAGCAAGGGAUACUCAUCAGUCAACAGCUCUGGCUUCAGAGAUUUUGUUUUGAAACCAGAAAUUUUGAAGGCCAUAGUUGAUUGUGGUUUUGAACAUCCUAGUGAAGUCCAACACGAAUGUAUUCCUCAAGCUAUGAUUGGAAGUGAUGUACUUUGCCAAGCUAAAUCUGGUAUGGGAAAGACAGCUGUCUUUGUCAUUUCUGUUCUUCAACAACUCGAAACUAUCGAACCAAAAACAAUGUGUGUCAUUCUUUGCCAUGCCAGAGAAUUGGCUUAUCAAAUUUGUCAAGAAUUUAACAGAUUCUCUAAAUAUCUUCCAGAUGUUAGAGUAAAAUCUUUUAUUGGAGGUAUCAAUAUUAAGACUCACAUCGAACAAUUGAAGAGUGAAACUCCUCAUGUUGUUGUUGGUACUCCAGGUAGAGUUUUACAAUUGGCCAAAGAUGGUCACUUGAAGCUCGGUAAUGUUAAAUAUUUUAUUGUUGACGAAUGCGACAAGGUUUUAGAGUCAGAAGAAAUGAGAUCCGAUAUGCAAGAGAUCUUUAAAAAGACUCCAAAGACCAAGCAAGUCAUGAUGUUCAGUGCCACCCUCUCCACAGAAAUGCGUUUGACUGCCAAGAAGUUCAUGAAUCCAAGUUCACUCAUGGAAGUUAAGGUUGACAGUGACUCUAAGCUUACACUUCACGGUCUUCAACAAUACUUCAUUUUGCUUAAGGAAGAAGAAAAGAAUGGAAAGUUGUUGAGCUGGCUAGAUGCAUUGGAAUUCAAUCAGGUUGUUAUCUUUGUUAGAACUAAGAAUAGAGCAGAAAAGCUAAAGGAUAUCUUAGAAAAGAAUGGAUUCCCUUGCUUGACAAUGCACUCUGAUAUGUCUCAAGACGAAAGACUCAAACAAUAUCAAUCAUUCAAGAAUUUCGAAAAGAGAAUUAUGAUUAGUACUGAUUUGCUAGGACGUGGUAUUGAUAUUCAACGUGUCAACAUUGUAUUCAAUUAUGAUAUGCCAGAUGAGCCAGACUCUUACUUGCAUAGAGUUGGUAGAGCUGGUAGAUUUGGUACCAAAGGUUUGGCCAUUUCAUUCAUUUCCUCAGAUAUGCCAUCCAAGAUUGGAUCCUAUGAAAGAACCAUCAAUGAUCAAGAAGUUUUAGAGAACAUUCAAAAGCGUUUUGAAGUGAAGAUCAAGGAAAUGCCAACCCAAAUUGAUGUUGGUACUUACAUGACAUCAUAAAUUGUUACCCUAGUUAAGACAAAUAAAUACAUGUUAUUUUAAUAGA